AAAAAGACGGCGAUCCUGAUUUCGGUCAGUGGGGAAAGAGCCCUCCAGCUGGCGCGGAACAGCAUCCACCAGGUUGUAGAAAACAGUAUUUACCUGUCACUUGGCACCAUGAUGGCAUCAGGAAAGAAGUUUUAGGGAGAUACACAUUUGAUGUUGAAUUCUUGAUCCUGGAGAAAAGGAGACCCUGUCACAAUGAGCCAGACCCCCGAGGCCAGGGCUAGAGACAAUCAGACAAGACAGAUACAAGAGAGUGUUAACAAUGUGGAAAAACAUUUUGGAGAGCUGUGCCAAAUUUUCGCCGGAUAUGUCCGUAAAACUGCUAGGCUUAGAGACAAAGCUGACCUACUUGUGAGAGAAGUCAAUACAUAUGCAGACACGGAAACACCAACUGUAAAACUUGGUCUGAAAAACUUUGCUGAUGAGCUCGCCAAACUGCAGGAUUACCGUCAAGCUGAGGUUGAGAGACUUGAAUCGAGAGUAGUGGAACCUCUAAAAAGCUAUGGUAGUAUAAUCAAGCUUAAAAGGGAGGACCUUAAAGUGACUUUGACUGCUAGGAACCGAGAAGCAAAACAAAUGGCUCAGCUAGAAAAAACUCGCCAGAGAAAUCCAUCAGAUCGGCAAAUUAUAUCACAGGCUGAAACAGAACUGCAAAGGGCAACAAUGGAUGCAUCAAGAAUUAGCCAGCAGCUUGAAGAAACGAUUGACAAUUUUGAGAAACAAAAAAUGAAAGAUAUAAAGAAACUAUUUACAGAGUUUGUAAGUAUCGAAAUGGUGUUCCAUGGAAAAGCUCUGGAGGUGUUAACAGCAGCAUAUCAGCAUAUUCAAGACAUUGAUGAGGAAGAAGAUCUUGAGGUCUUCCGUAAUUCACUCCAUCCACCGGAUUUUCAGUCUCGGUUAGAUAUCGUUCGUGCCAACUCCAGAACUGGCUCAACAAGCAGAGGGCCAUCUGUCAUAUCAAACAUGUUUUCCCAUGACGGUAUCCCUUCUGGUUAUAACCGAGCAGUGUGAUGUUGCCAUUACUAUUAGGGAAUCUAAUAGAACUAUUUCAUAUACUCAGUUGAAGGUGUUCUUGAAUACUGAAUAGUAAAACGCCUUGACAAAAAAAAAACUUUUUUUUUAUAUUGAACAGCAACCUCCAGGAAACCGACAAAAAAAUAGAAUCGAAGAUGAGGACGAAGAAGAGGAGGAUGAUGAGAAUUCAACAGAAGA
Messenger RNA from Xenopus laevis (African clawed frog), 1209 nucleotides. RefSeq names its product CBY1 interacting BAR domain containing 1 S homeolog (gene cibar1.S). NCBI's taxonomy places the organism in Eukaryota, Metazoa, Chordata, Amphibia, Anura, Pipidae. The record is from RefSeq and is marked provisional. Gene Ontology annotation, cellular component: motile cilium; centriole; cytoplasm. Gene Ontology annotation, biological process: cilium assembly.